Molecule: messenger RNA, 1551 nt
Organism: Penicillium paradoxum
Lineage: Eukaryota; Fungi; Ascomycota; Eurotiomycetes; Eurotiales; Aspergillaceae
Product: transferase family protein
Exons: 1
Coding region: 1-1551 (516 amino acids)
Molecular function (GO): acyltransferase activity, transferring groups other than amino-acyl groups
Source: RefSeq, a predicted model, not a curated record
AUGAUCACCCUCGAGUCCACAAGAUUGCGACCGGCCCAGUCAACCCCUACAUCAACACCCCUGUCCAUCCUCGACGCGACAGUCGCUCGCUUCGCCCCAACAGGAGGAAUCUGGAUCUAUGAUCAACCUGCCAAUGUGGACCGAAAAACCUUGAUCGACAACCUGCGGAUCUCAUUAAUCGAGACUCUAUCCAAAUUCCCUCAUUGGGCAGGCCAACUCCAAUGGACACCCUUCAACCCCAAAGGAAAACACACAGAACGCUUCAAUCGCCCAUUAAUCGUGUAUGGAACGGAUGAAGAUCCAGGCGUGGAAUGGAGAGUCGUCGAACAUCCCACCGGAGUGGCUGAUAUCGUCCCCACAGCCCAAGACCGGGCCUCAUCCACCACUGCAUCUCGCCCCGGAGCAUGGGCAGGCGAUAACUUCGACCAGCAGCUAUUCAUCUCACCCAACCCUCUGGCAUUAGCCAAUCUGCGCGACUAUGCCGGUCUACCAGGUGUGCAAGUUCAAAUUACACUUCUUCGCGACGGAUGCUACGCCAUCGGAGUCAAGAUCGCACAUUGUCUAGCAGACGCACAGGCCUUGAUGGUCUUCGUGCAUCUCUGGGCAUUCAACAGCCAAAACCAGUUCGGACAUAACCCCGAAUCCCCACUACUGGGCGAGCCCAUCUUCGAUCCCAUGUCUUUGGAUAACCGAGCUGCGGGGAAUAUCGACAGCACCGAAGCAGACCAGGAUAUCAUAAAGACCGCGCGCCAAUUACCUCUGCACCGGUAUAGCUGGUGGGAUACCGCCGAUGAAGGAUACCCCCAAUUCUGCAUCCCGACGACAGAAAACUCCAAACCUGCGCCCGCAGACUUCAACCACAACCUAAUCUCACCCUCAGAACCAGCGCCUUGGCUUUCGUGGGACUUCUCCCGACCAGUCAGCCAUACCCAACUACACUUCACCGGCGCAGAGCUUCGCGAAUUCCAAUCCCUUGCGCUGGAAACAGGGUUUCGAAGUGAUAUCUCCCGACUGGACGCUCUGCUGGCACACUUAUGGAUAAAGAUCACGCGAGCACGCGGAUACGCAGAUUCCUCGAAACCCGUCUAUCUCGAUCUAAGUCUCGGCGCACGAGCGCGUGUAUCGCCCGCUCUGCCUGAUGCAUUUAUCGGAUCACCGCUGUUCCUAACCCACGUGGGGGGACCUGCGUCUUGGGCGUGUAAGCAAACAGUAGGCGAAAUGGCUAGUCGAAUACGGGAGACGAUGAAGGGGUUCACGGCGGAUGCUGUAGGUGCGAUGCUGCACGAUGCUGCAUAUGAGGUAUCACCGCAGCGACUGUGGCAGGCGUUUGUGGGAUCCGAACAUACGCUUGCCACGUCGUGGUUGCGGCUGCGGCUUUACGAGGUGGAUUUUGUUGGGAGUAGGCCGCGGUAUGUGCAUGCCGUUAUGCCGAGGAUGGAUGGGUGUCUUCAGAUUAUGGAUAGUGCGGUUGGGGACGGGGGGAUGGAUGUUGCACUUUAUCUUGAUAGGGAGGCUAUGCAGCGGUUGUUAAAUGGUGGGAACUGUACUUGA